This is a messenger RNA of Microthlaspi erraticum, 333 nucleotides long. Lineage: Eukaryota; Viridiplantae; Streptophyta; Magnoliopsida; Brassicales; Brassicaceae. The record is from the annotation of a GenBank genome assembly.
AUGGCGAGUACAAGGAGACAAUCUCGGCCAACUCCUCAACUGUAUGUUCAAAGUCCACCAAACUUCACAGGCGGCCAUAAAAUCAAAUUUUGGUCGGCAAAUCCAAAAGAUAGGACGGUGAAAUGUUCACGGUUCAGGAGAUAUACAGAAGAGCCCCAUCCGGUCGUCCGCGGUGCAACCAAAUGGCCGACAAAACCAAAUCACGGCAUAGGCGCGAAAUCCGGCUGGAAAACACUUCCUGGAGCUUCAAUAUCACAUUUCCAAAGGAAUAUCACAAAACGAACGAGCCAAACUCAAGGAUGGCCAAGAAACCUCUUCCCGGAGCCAUAUUGA